Messenger RNA from Trichoderma citrinoviride, 1001 nucleotides. RefSeq lists its product as hypothetical. The annotation marks the transcript as partial. Gene Ontology annotation, biological process: chromatin remodeling. NCBI's taxonomy places the organism in Eukaryota, Fungi, Ascomycota, Sordariomycetes, Hypocreales, Hypocreaceae. The record is from RefSeq and is a predicted model, not a curated record. Gene Ontology annotation, cellular component: cytoplasm. The transcript has a single exon.
AUGGAUCUUGUGCGUACUGUUGCCUCCACGUCCCAGCACACCAAAAUCGCUGCCAACAUGCUGGACUGCGUUCGGGAGUCGGCGUCCCUCAGCCAGCUGACGGCAUACUGGCUGUGCUUUGAAUUAGUCAAGGCUUCACAUGCCGCAUCCGAAGACACGGACGCCCUGUUCGAUCUUUCUGCAUUUACCGACCAGUCGGACGACAUUAACCAGGUUUUUAACGAACUUUAUGACUUUUCUGUGCAGGUACUGGAUUUACACACUGAGAUGGCUCAGGUUGACUGGCGCCUGGAAGCCAUUGCCCUUGAGAUCAUGGCUUAUGCCGCCCACAGGGCCGGCGAGAACUUUCGACCGGAGCUGGUUGACGUGCUCUUCCCAGUUGCCACGUUUCUGGGUUCGGAGAAUGCGAACCUGCAGCAGCAUGCCAUUGCUACCCUGAACAGCAUAGCACUAUCAUGCAGGUACUCCAACGUUUCAGGACUAAUCAUCGACAACGUCGACUACAUGGUGAACUCGGUCUCACUACGGUUGAACACGCUGGACAUUUCUCCAGCCUCCACACAGGUGUUGAGGAUGAUGGUGCGAUUGGCAGGACCUCGCCUUGUGCCGUUCCUGGACGAUGUAGUCGAAUCGAUGUUUGCCGCGCUGGAAAACUACCACGGAUAUGCCUCCUUCGUGGAGAGUCUCUUUUCUGUCCUGAAAGAGAUUGUGGAUCAAGCAUCUCGAGCGGACGGCCGACUUCUCACCGAUGCUGAGAUGACUUCCGUCAACCACAAGAAGAAAGCGCAAAAAAUGGAAGAUUUGGACAUGCUUUUGGAGAUUCUUGACCGGCGGAAAGAGAGAGAGGAGCGUGAUAGAGCCGAAAUGGAGGGCUUGGGACCAAUAAGUGGGCACCCCGGAGUUCCGUGGACGAGCGGUUUGGUGCAUGGACAGGACGAACAAGAUGGUCAAGACCAAGAUGGACCGCCGCCAGAGGAAGAAAAGAAGCCGAAUUCGCCCAC